Molecule: messenger RNA, 2243 nt
Organism: Labrus bergylta (ballan wrasse)
Lineage: Eukaryota; Metazoa; Chordata; Actinopteri; Labriformes; Labridae
Product: LIM homeobox transcription factor 1-beta.1-like
Biological process (GO): neuron differentiation; regulation of transcription by RNA polymerase II
Cellular component (GO): nucleus
Molecular function (GO): DNA-binding transcription factor activity, RNA polymerase II-specific; RNA polymerase II transcription regulatory region sequence-specific DNA binding
Source: RefSeq, a predicted model, not a curated record
UUUAUUUCCCAUGAUGCUUUGUGUCUGUGUGUUUGUGGGGUUUUGAUUUUCAGUUGUUAAGAUGUGGACUGUGUGGAGGCGGAUCCAUCGAGCACCAAUAACAGAGAAAGUGCUCCGCUAAGGGGGGUGAGGACUAAAGGAGGGGGCUGUUCUCCUCUCUGAGUCUCAGUCCCUCAGCUCAGGAUGCCACAGAGUCUUCAGGACCUCAGGAUCCGGAUCGUCCUCUUGUUCUGGAUUUACUCCCGCUGAAGGUUUUCUCCUCUCAGACACUUUUUCUCUGUUUGUGGAUUUUUUUUGUGUGUGUGACAUUUUACUUCGUCAGAGGAGCACGAGGAGAGUUGCGUGGAGACAGGCGCGUGGAGAGUGGCGCGUGUCCCUCUGUGAGCGCGUUAAAGAUGCUGAACGACAUAAAGGUGGAGGACCGACUGAGGACGGAGGAGAGCUGUCUGCACCAGAGGAGCGGCUCGUGCUCCCCGCGGCUCGUGUGUGCGGGCUGCACGCGGAUCAUCUCAGACCGCUUCCUGCUGCGGGUCAACGACGCGUCCUGGCACGAGGAGUGUCUGCAGUGCGCCGCGUGCCAGCAGCCGCUCACCGCCACCUGCUACUGCAGAGAGUCCAAAGUGUACUGCAGAGAGGACUACCGGAGGUUGUUUGCCACAAAGUGCAGCGGCUGUCUGGAGAAGAUCGCCCCCACCGAGUUGGUGAUUCGAGCUCUGGAGAGCGUUUAUCACCUGAGCUGCUUCUGCUGCUGCGUGUGCGAGCGCCAGCUGCUCAAAGGAGACCAGUUUGUCCUGAAGGACGGCCAGCUGCUGUGCAAGAGCGACUACGAGAGGGAGAAGGACCUGCUCAGCACGGCCAGCGUGGGCUGCUCCGACUCGGAUAAGAGCGAGGACGAGGAUGUGGAUGUGAAGUUGGAUAAAGGACCUGCAGCUAAAGGCAGUGAUGACAGUAAAGACCCCCGCCGGCCCAAACGCCCCCGCACCAUCCUGACCACCCAGCAGAGGAGAGCCUUCAAGGCCUCCUUCGAGGUCUCCUCCAAACCCUGCAGGAAGGUGAGAGAGACUCUGGCUGCAGAGACCGGACUCAGUGUUCGAGUGGUCCAGGUCUGGUUCCAGAACCAGAGGGCGAAGAUGAAGAAGUUAGCGCGCAGACAGCAGCAACAGCAGGAGCAACACAGCAACCAGAGGCUCGGACCAGACGUGUUGUCAGGCUGUAUGGAGGGGCUGCUCAGCUCCUACUCAGGUCCCCUCCCUCAAAACCAGCAGCAGCAGCUGGUCACCAUGGAGCACAAUGGAUACAACACAGACCCCUUUCAGCAGGGCCUCACCCCCCCACAGAUGCCCGGAGACCACAUGAACCCAUACGGUACUGACUCCAUCUUCCACGACAUCGACAGCGACACGUCUCUGACGAGUCUCAGCGACUGCUUCAUGACCACGCCUGAUAUAAACUCGCUGCAGGGAAACCCCAUCGACCGCCUGUACUCCAUGCAGACCUCGUACUUCGCCUCCUGAGACCACCUUUGGUACCAACAAACCCCCCCCACCCCCUUCCACACUUCCUACCAAGCCAUAAACUGUGCAGACGCAGGACAAGCAAGCGUCUGGAUUCUCCUGCGAGACAAAAAUCAGGGUCAAAGCAGGGAAGGACUGAAUCCUCCAAAUGGACCUGACUGACCUUCAGAAGCCAAAGGAAAAGAGAACACUUGAAACUGAGACAAUAAAUUCUGCUUUUUCAGAUCGGUUCGGCUUGUUGGAGCCCCAUAUUUGUACAGACUUCAAGAUGGGACUUUUUGCUUGGAUCGUGAAAAGAAGGACGACAAAUUAAAACCUGAGAUUUCGACCAAAUGAAAGAGUUUUAGAAACAUUCGGCUCCAUUAUUAUUCCGUUUGUUUUUAUGGGACGAUUGUGAUGGUCACCUGUUCCUGAAUGUAAAUAAUGUUCCAUAGAUAAUUACUGUUCUUCAGAAACAUCCACUUCUGCAUGUGUGGAUGGACAACAAGUUAUUUAUUCCUCAGCUCAAUGACUCAAACGUUUCUAUUUAAAGAGCACAAAAUGAUCCCAUCAUAACGUUCAAACAACGAGCAUCACUGAUCGUUUCUGUUUAUCAUGGUAUUUGUGUCGUUUGAAUGUGUAAAUAAGCAACGCUCUGCUAUUUAUUUUGUCAAUAACAAAGAGUGCAUUUUCAAUUUGCUAACUUAUGAAAGGUGUUGGUAUUUCAAAUAAAAAAUGCAGUCCUUUGAA